Messenger RNA from Trichomycterus rosablanca, 1293 nucleotides. RefSeq names its product alpha-2C adrenergic receptor-like. The transcript has a single exon. Gene Ontology annotation, biological process: regulation of vasoconstriction; platelet activation; regulation of smooth muscle contraction. Gene Ontology annotation, molecular function: epinephrine binding; alpha2-adrenergic receptor activity. The record is from RefSeq and is a predicted model, not a curated record. Lineage: Eukaryota; Metazoa; Chordata; Actinopteri; Siluriformes; Trichomycteridae. Gene Ontology annotation, cellular component: plasma membrane. Bases 1 to 1293 code for a protein of 430 amino acids.
AUGGACGGGUCUGUAAACUCCUCGUUGGAAUGGGAGAGCCAGUAUUCACAGGGUACAGUGGCAGGACUGGCAGCUCUGGUAGCUUUUCUGAUUGUAUUUACCGUGGUCGGGAACGCGCUGGUGAUGCUGGCGGUGUUAACCAGCCGUGCGCUCCAGGCGCCGCAGAAUCUUUUCCUGGUCUCCUUGGCGGCCGCUGACAUCCUGGUGGCGGCGCUAGUGAUGCCUUUUUCUCUAGCCAAUGAACUGAUGGGCUACUGGCAUUUCGGAAGGGCGUGGUGUGGUGCGUACCUGGCCCUGGACGUCCUCUUUUGCACCGCCUCCAUUGGACACCUGUGCGCCAUCAGCCUAGACAGAUACUGGUCGGUCACACGAGCUGUGGAGUACAACCUGAAACGUACACCACGCCGCAUUAAAUCUGCUAUCUUAAUUGUGUGGGUUAUUUCAGCCCUCAUAUCAUCACCGCCACUCUUUUCGGUGGUGGACGACCACCUCACGGAGGGUGCCGGGCGGCUCCCACAGUGUGAGCUUAACGACGAAACAUGGUACAUCUUAUCCUCAAGUGCGGCAUCAUUUUUCGUUCCCUGCCUCAUCAUGAUCCUCGUUUACAUCCGUAUUUACAGGGUGGCCAAGACAAGGACGAGGACCGCGUCAGAAAAGAAACCCAGUCUUGAAACUGAAAAUGGUGUCACUAUGGCUACAUCAGUGGUGAGAUUAAACGGGGAGAAGCUGAACGGGUACUGCCCAGAAGGGCCGGGGAUGAACGAACAGCCACGACCCUCGAUUCAAGUGGAACAAGAUCCGACCUCAAACCUAGAGGCCAAAAUUUGGAAAGAGAAAGACGAAACGCCAAGCAAAAGCCAGGGCAACGGGUCAAAACGGGGAUCAUCUUUGGCGUCGCUGGCAUCCGAGACCAGCAGGCGGGUGUCUCGUGCCAGCAGCCUGACCCGGGAUCUGUUCUCAUCUCGUAAGAGUAUAAGCGGGAGAAGGAAGAGCAGCGCGGGAAGCAGCGUGAGGAGGAGGAGGGCUUCUCAGGUGCGCGAGAAACGCUUCACCUUUGUUCUGGCUGUAGUGAUGGGCGUAUUCGUUCUCUGCUGGUUCCCGUUCUUUUUCAGUUACAGCCUGUACGGAGUGUGUCGUCAGGCUUGCCAAAUCCCCGAUUUGCUCUUUAAGUUUUUUUUCUGGAUUGGGUACUGCAACAGCUCCCUCAACCCUGUCAUCUACACCAUCUUCAACCAGGACUUCAGACGAGCGUUUUACAAGAUCCUCUGCUCACCAUGGAAAAAAUCAUUUUGA